CCGGGAGGCCCAUCUGUCCCUUACUAUUUGAGUCCCUGUUGUCUCAUUGGCAGCUUUCUGAGCAGCUGCAAAAUGUUUUUAACUUUAAGUGGAAGCUGGGAUCACCAGCGUCUGGCCUGGAACAGUCUCUCUCAGCAAGGGCUCUUCCAGCUCUGACAUUCCCUAGCUUUACGGACUCGCACCCCAGUCGUCUGCCUGGUCUUCCUUCCUCGCAGAUCAUCUGUUCCAGUCCCCUCGCAACCACUGCUCAGCGACAGACGCCGGAACGGGGACGAGAAGUGCUCGCGCGCGCUCAGAGGGCGGCCGCAGCACCGCCCUCCCCGGAGGACCAUGCUGCGAGGCAAGUCCCGGCUCAACGUGGAGUGGCUGGGGUACUCGCCUGGCCUGCUCCUGGAGCGCAGGCCCCUCUUGGCAGGGCGAACACCCCGCAGCCCCGGCCGAAAUGAAAGUUCAUUAGCAUCCACUCUGAAGACGCUCCUGUUCUUCACAGCUUUAAUGAUCACUGUACCUAUUGGGUUAUAUUUCACGACUAAAUCUUAUGUUUUUGAAGGCGCCUUUGGGAUGUCCAAUAGGGACAGCUAUUUUUAUGCUGCUAUUGUUGCAGUGGUCGCCGUCCACGUGGUGCUGGCCCUCUUUGUUUAUGUGGCCUGGAACGAAGGCUCACGGCAGUGGCGUGAAGGCAAACAGGAUUAAAGUGAACAUCACCUUUUGAUAGCAUUAAAUUGGUUUUUUUUAAAUUGUAAAUGCAUCUGGGGUAUUGAUCAUUUUAAUAAAGUUGAAAGAACAUGUUAAAAUCAAUCUUACGGAAUCACGUUUGACUAGUGUAAAUUUUGAUCCUUCUAAAACAAUGGUUUGUAUCAUCAGUUUUAACUGUAUGAGCCUCUCAUUUGCAAAUGAGAAUUUGGAAGAGUUAAAUUGGUUACAAAUAAGUAUGUGAAAUUAGUUACACCUUAUUCUGGGAAGAAUUUGAUUAUCCUACAACAAAACAAUAUUUUAUAGCAUUUCGUCUUUUGGUUGGCUUUGAGUUUUACUCCUCUGGAUAUAUUCAGAUGUACAUAGUGGAACAAAUCUAAACUUUAUUUUUUGCUGGAACACUUUUCCUAACUAUCAUGAAAAUACCAGGUCAUUGGAUUUUGGGUUAAAUGUGUAUUGGAAAUUGCUUAAAUUGUGGACACUGGAAUUUAUCUGAAUGUCACUGAGAAAUUUUGCAUAAAGUGUAAUCCCUCGUCAGUAGAAAUCUUUCAUUACAUUAUUUCAUGGGGAGACUAGGCUGAAUCACACCCAUUCAUGUAAAAGGACUGGGUUUAUUGAAGGAUGCAGACAGCAAAGCAAAGAGAGCUACCUGCCUAGGCACCCAGCCUACCCCCUAAAGGCCCCUUGCAGGCCAACCUCCUGCUUUCAGGCAAACUCUGUAAUGAUCUGCUUUGCUCUGGUCAUUCAACAAUGAACUUUCGCUUUAAUUACAAGGUUGUGUAAACUCCCUUUAAAUUUGUUUUUCCUACUUUUUAAUGAUGUAUAUGAGUGAAUUUACAUUUAAAUGUGUUCAUUUUUGCAUACUUAGGGAGUGUAAACAAUCCUGAAAAUAGAUUAUUUUUAUCAUCCAGGAAGUAUUCUUGGAAUUUCUAGUCUAGUCUUUUAAAUCAGUGCCCUUAUAUCCCAGAUACAUCGAUACAUCAUAAUGUAUCUAAGUUAGAUAAUCCUUGAGGUCCUUUCUGAUAGAAAAAGACCCUGUGGUUUUACUUUCGCAUCCUUGGUCUGUGUUCGUUCUAGCCACUUGGUACUACUUGUGUGCAAUCUAAAAACACACGCCAAAAAAGUGCAUAUUAAAACCGGAAGAAAAUUUAAAUUCCCUGUAAUGUUGCCACCUGGAGAUAACCACUAUUUUGGUUUACAUCCUGUGUGCAUUUCUUAAUGCUAGUUUGUUACACACUAAAAGUUUGGUUUAAGUUCAAAUUCUGCCAAUUUUACCUGGCGGCUAUUUGCAUUUUUUCAGAUGAGUGAUUAUUGGCCGUUUUCUUAAAAAGCACAUUCUACCUUUACACUUUUUAAAAAAAAACAGUAAUAGCUUUCAUUCAUUGAGUCUUUUUUUUUAACAUCUUUAUUGGAGUAUAAUUGCUUUACAAUGGUAUGUUAGUUUCUGCUUUAUAACAGAGUGGAUCAGGUAUACAUAUACAUAUGUCCCCACAUCUCCUCCCUCUUGCAUCUCCCUCCCUCCCUCCCACCCUCCCUUAUCCCACCCCUCUAGGCGGUCACAGAGCACCGAGCUGAUCUCCCUGUGCCAUGCGGCUGCUUCCCACUAGCUAGCUAUUUCACAUUUGGUAGUGUAUAUAUGUCCAUGCCACUCUCUCACUUUGUCCCAGUUUACCCUUCCCCCUGUCCGUAUCCUCAAGUCCAUUCUCUAGUAGGUUACUCUUUUAACUAGAUACCUCAUUGUACAAAUUUCCUGUCAUCGAUAAUCCCGAAUACAGUGGCCCUUGCUGUGAGUGUUUGCCAUUACUGAUUUUGUCUGUUCACCCCUACUUUUGAUGUUUUGGAACUGGACUAAAGGAGUAGAGAGGUAGUUAGGCAUAAAGGCAAAGAAGGCACUUGUGUUUAUUUAAUUGUUGAGAAGAAAUAAAAGAUGAUCAUUGUAGGACUUUUUUAUUCUUGCUUAUAGUUAAAUGUUAUCUACAGUUUAAAUGUCUUAAGUAGUUAUUCUAAAUGUAAAAUGUUUUCUUAAAAAGACUACAGUUUUGGUAUAAAAUUCUACAAACUUAAUAUGAAAUUGUAGGAUACUCCAGAUUGAGUCUAGUGUACUGUAUGAUAGAUUUCCAGAUGGCCCCCUCUUUAGAUGCCUUGUUGUACUUAGAAUUUGUCCACCUCAUUUCUUUUUCUAUAAUGUCAAGGUUUUUCUUGUACUUUUGGGAUCUUAUGCUAUUUGUAAAACGUUUAUGUCCAGUGUUGGAUUGUUUUGUUUGAUUUCAGACAUUUGCUGAGUAGAUAACGUGGGUGUGUUUCUGCAAGUAUUUAAACCGGGGAUUCAUGCAAAAGCAGAUGUAAUUUCCUCUUGGAAAAGGUACCCAGCAUUUGAAAGUUAGAAUCGGAUGCUAAGGUUGAUGUUUGGGGUUAUUACAAUAUAGACUUGUUUUCACACCAGUUAAUAUUUUCUUAGGGUUUUAACUGUUAACUGAGUAGUUUGCUGCUGUUGAAAUAACAUGGUAUUUGACGAAUAGAUUUAUUUUUCAAGAUGUCUCAGUGAUUUCCUCUUGUACAAUGUGUAUACUUCAGGAUGUAUAGAAAGGAAAGCUACAGUUGAGCCCUUAUAUGUUAUAAGGUAGGAAUAUGUUCACUAUUGUUUGAAAACUGAUUGUAAGAAUAACCUGAAUUAGGGAGUGUAACUUGAAGUGUCAGUACAGGCUACUGAUUUAACACAUGACCUUCUUCACCUCACCUCCCAUUUUGCCCCGUAGAAUAUAAUCUUUAUUCUCAUUGUGCUAAAAUAUGAAAAGUCUGCUGUAGAAUGCAUCUGAUGUCACUAGCUCUUCAAGUGGAUACCAUUUUACAUGUGACAGCAGAAUUCAGUUUUGAAUUGGUGAAAUUUAAACCCUCCAUAAAAAAGAAAAAACAACAACAACCUGCGUUUCCUGGAAAUCUAACAGAAAUAUACUGUAAGGUUAUUUUCAUCAUAAAGAUCUCAUCAGCUUUGCCCGAAAAGCAACUGCUUGACUUGUUUGGUGUUUAUUUUCUGUUUUCAUAUAAAUUUUAUAUAUACAGCUAGAGUUCCCAAGGAGACCGGUAAAAACAGUUAAACAGAUAGGGUGUACCCAAGGAAAGAUGAAAGCUGAAGGUACAUGAGACAAAAGAAUUUAUAUCCUGUUUUAAAUGCAUCUAGUGUAUAUUUCCUGUCUCCAGACAAGUUCAUGUUUGUUGUUUUAUUUAUGCUCAGGUGAAGUUGUACGUUGUUGGUAGGCCUUUUUAUAAAUGGUUUGCCUGCGGUACAAGUUGAUUCACGCAGCCUCUGCUCUUCCGUUUGAGGUAGUGUUUGCAGGAGCUGGCCUGAAGCAGCACACUCGCAACUUGACAAGGUUUCUUUUUCCUUUUUGUAAGGGGAAGGGUCACCUGAGAAAGUAAAUUAUUUUCAGGGACUUUGGGAACCUAACGAUAAAUAUUACGCGUAACCUGUGAACAGAUUAAGCCUUUAUCUAUCCAUUAAAGUACUCUGGAAUUCCUCAACUUACCAUCACUCCUGGCCACACUUUCCUUACCUGUUUUGUUGCUACGUGUGCUUGAAAGUAAUAUCUGCGUUCCUUUGAAGAUGUUCUAUAGGUCAUAUUUGUCAGUUACAGACUAGUCUUCCUUUUUCUCAAGUUCAGUGAAAUCUCACUGAACAGUAAUAAUAGCAAUAGCUAACAUCUGCACAGCACCUUACAGUUUGCAGAAAACGUUCACACUUUCUCGUUUUUUUUUUUUUUUUUUUUUUUUUGCAUAGUGAACCUGUUACGGGAUUUCUCUUGACCUUGAUGCUAAAAGUGUUAGAAUCUUUGAAGUCGCUAGAGUCACUGAAUAUGCUGUAGUCUUGAAUAGCGCCCUGACAAGGGGCAGAUUUUAGAUGCGCUACCUUGAAAGCUGCGUGUAAUUAUCAAAAUGGGGGGCUUGAGUUCUUUACCCACUUGAAUCAGAUUUACUUGUGUGAGUGAUGUUUUUCUAACUGUUAUCUGGAUGGAUUUUGUAUUCAUUAUAUUCUAACCUUUAACUUGUAUAAAUUUACCGUCUGUUGUCAUUUAAAAACUGUUCGUAAUUACACUUUGAUGUCUCCUGAUUAAAUUAAUAGUUUA
Molecule: messenger RNA, 4814 nt
Organism: Physeter macrocephalus (sperm whale)
Lineage: Eukaryota; Metazoa; Chordata; Mammalia; Artiodactyla; Physeteridae
Gene: VMA21
Product: vacuolar ATPase assembly factor VMA21
Exons: 4
Coding region: 331-693 (120 amino acids)
Biological process (GO): vacuolar proton-transporting V-type ATPase complex assembly
Cellular component (GO): endoplasmic reticulum membrane
Source: RefSeq, a predicted model, not a curated record